GUGAUCGAUUGGCUCGAGACAACUAUGCGGAAGAUGGAUAAAAAAGCCUUCACUAGUUUUCUUGUGCUUCUCUGGCAACUAUGGGAGGCAAGGAAUUAGUUCAUGCAUCAGGGGCGAGUUUCUUUCCCUCAAGAUGUAAUGUUAAGGGCUUGAUCCUUUCCAUCAUGAGUUCUUGGUGCAUAACCUUCUUUAUGCUCCUCCAUUGUUACCUCGACGUCCGUUAAUGUUGACGCAGCAUGGAAUGUGGAGACAAGAUCUGCUACUUGCGAAGCCAUUGUUCAUGACCACGAAGGACUGGUGCUAGCUGGUUUCACCUGUUCGAUUGCUGAAGCUUUUGGCACUCCUUUAGCUGAGGCUGUCGCUUUAGCUUGUGCUGUUCAGAAGGCCAUUGAGAAGAGUUUCUACAGAAUUAUCCUAGAGUUUGAUGUUGUUAGCUUUUCUUUUGCCUAUAGAUCAAUUAAUCGUGUUGCUUAUUGUUUUGCACAUUGAUUGAUGGAUAAAAAUGUUACUUUUGAAUUUGGUUUGAAUUAUCUGGAUUUCAUCCAUCAGUAGAUGUGUUGAAUGAUAUUUCUUAGUUAUGCCCUUUGGGCCUUUUUUAUUUUAGAAAAAAAAGAGUAUCCACGUGUCGAGUUAGAUUUGCAAGAACCAUACGAUCACAUACACAGAAAAACAGUCCGAUUUGCAAAAACCCCUCGAAAGCCUAAAACCCUUCAGCCCCAAAACACAAAAACCCUCCAAUAUCUUCCACCAAAAAUGUCCGCCGCCAGGUCCGUCCUCCGUUCCGCUGCCACCCGAGCGACCGCGGCCGCGAGGCUCGCCGGUGCAACCAAGUCCAUGCCACGACCCGCUUGCUCGCCCUUUCGGAUCUCUAAGCAAAACCCGUUUCCUGCUCGCAUUUUCAGGUCACCGGUGGAGAUGAGCUGCUGUGUGGAAACGCUGCUACCUUAUCACACAGCCACUGCUUCUGCUUUGUUGACUUCCAUGCUUUCUGUUUCUCGCCGGAGAUCCAAUUGGACGGCUGAAGGGCAAAACCAGACUAGAUGAAGGGCAAGCACAGAGAGGGAGUGACUUGCAUUAGUUUUUCAUUGUUAAACUUUUUGGAACUUCUACUGUAAUUUCUCUUCAGUGCUUGAGGAGAUCAUAAUUGUGAAAUGGCAAGAGAUUGAACGCUAUGCCCUGUAAUUUCAUGGCUUUAGAAACAUCAGAUGAAAUCUUGCUAAACAUAUUUUUAAUUCAGUUAACUGAUUGAUUUUGAAUUUACUGUUAAGCUUCUGAAAA
Messenger RNA from Gossypium arboreum, 1278 nucleotides. RefSeq names its product protein NUCLEAR FUSION DEFECTIVE 6, mitochondrial. Bases 562 to 1044 code for a protein of 160 amino acids. NCBI's taxonomy places the organism in Eukaryota, Viridiplantae, Streptophyta, Magnoliopsida, Malvales, Malvaceae. The record is from RefSeq and is a predicted model, not a curated record. Gene Ontology annotation, cellular component: mitochondrion. The transcript is spliced from 3 exons.